Molecule: messenger RNA, 3793 nt
Organism: Ceratitis capitata (Mediterranean fruit fly)
Lineage: Eukaryota; Metazoa; Arthropoda; Insecta; Diptera; Tephritidae
Exons: 3
Coding region: 1-3714 (1237 amino acids)
Biological process (GO): intraciliary transport
Cellular component (GO): cytoplasmic dynein complex
Molecular function (GO): dynein heavy chain binding; dynein light chain binding
Source: RefSeq, a predicted model, not a curated record
AUGUACGGACUGUACAUCGUAUAUGGCGACCGCGAUGGCCCAGUGGGUGUUAAGACAACAACAACUGCGACAGCAAAAGGAACAUCUAAGUCAAGUAAUCCAACAAAAGGUGCAAGUGGUUCCUCUACCUCUUCUACCGUGCAACGUAAAACCACAACGACUGGCUCAACAGCAGCAACCGCCAACCGCGCUUUGGACGAGACGAAGCUCAAGCUAAAGAACACCGCAACGACACGAAGAAAAGAGAUCGUCACCACCGUUAGCAAAAAUCCAAUUCAAAGUGAUGUGGUGAAGCCGUCACAAAAUACCGUCACGAGAAAGACAACCACCAUCACCACCGGGCGAACAGCUACUACCACCAAAGCAGCGCAUAGUCAAGUUUUGCCGACUGCAACUACGAGAAGAACUGUGCCAGCCACGACGAGGAGAAGUGCCAUUACUGAACAACCCAUACGCGCCAAACACAAUCGAGAUGUUGCUAAUGCAGUUAAGAAGAAACCGACCAACGCUAUUAAACCCAAUGCAGUGUUAGAUACGUAUCAUAGCGUCACAGUAGCAUCACCACCACCGCAACGUAAAGAAAUCAGAGCAGAGCCGGCACAUGAAAAUGUUCCACCGAGCAAAACCGAAAGAAACGGCGCUACAGAGUCAACUGACGACGACGCAGUUUCGAAGAAUCUCGAAGAACACCCUAAACGUGUGCGCACACACUCUUUGAAGGAGGAAGACAUUGUUGUUUUACGCAGCGACUCAGCUAAGCGGAGAAUAGAGCAGCAGAUACUGGCAGAUGGUGCCAUUGCUAAAGAGACAAAUUACCUAAAAUUAGAUACUGAUGAAGUGAUAACACAUAGCGGGGUUGUUAAAGAACCGGUUGCAUUUGAAGUUGCCUUCGAAGAACCGGCGAGCAGUAAGUCAAGGGCGAAAUCGCGUGAUCCCUCCGUAAUACGCAGCAAAGCAAGAAUAGCAGAGGUUACAAAAGAGCCAGAGGUGGAUAAUUAUUCUGACGACUUUGAAUCAUACGAAUCGGACUUUGAGACCAGCUCGUCUACGCAAAAUAAUUCGGUUGCGGACAGCGAAAGCGAUACAUCGCCUAACAGCACUGAUGAUGGGGAGAAUAGUAAAAGUAUUACUGCCACAACAUCAGAUGAGGACGAAACGGGUAGUAAUCAUGAAGCAGCCGUUAAUGAUACCGACUGCGAGGAGGAAUCUGAAUUAACACAAUUUCCCGUAACGGUAAUACAACGCGAUAAAGAAUAUGAGCGCAAACUAGAUUCGGGCAACUAUGAAAUGAACUCACGUAAACAUCCUAAACUUGCUGAACUCACUACACAAAUAAAUGAGAAGCAUUUCGAUAGCAUGGACACCUCUUACAGUGUCGCGUCUACCGAUCAGCUUGAUUCGGGCAUCAGCAGUUAUGCGCAUGCGCACAGCACUCCAGGUGAGGUCGAUAAAUACGGUGGCAUCGUAUGCACUUACGGCGGCUAUGCUCACUUCAACACACGACCCAUCUUGCGCAAACGCGGCAUCGAGCUUAUGAAUAAAAUUCAAUUUGAUACUCUAACAUUUUCGCUGUUCGAACUGAAACCCAUCAGCUAUGACGUUUACAUGCAGACCUACGGUACACUCAAUACUACGCAAUGCUCGACGCAAACCAAUGAUAAUCGCAUGUCGAGCGAAUGUCAAACGGACAGUUAUGAUAUGCGCACGAUGUGGACUCAACAUCCACCACAGUAUGACCUGCAAACAGUGCAAAAAUUCGGCACAGGCAUACAUGGAGCAUUGGCGAUACAAAACUGUUGUGGCGAAUCGCCAAUGGAAGAAUACAAGCCAACGCCGAGCACGGAUAAGUACGACAUCAGCUUACAGAAGCUAGAAGUAUUUCGACAGAAUAAUAAUGAUCGCUUAGUCAGUGAACAGCUUAAAGGUCUACACAAACCCUUAGACUUCGAGCGCUUAAACUCGUUUCUUCUGCGCUCUGCCGUACUCAUGUCUAAAGUGUUGAACUCUGCGCAGGAUAGUAGACAAGAAGCGCGCCUACAUAAACUGACACCGAACCAACAUAGCCUCCAAGAAGUAAGCGAGGGUUAUAUGCGUCUAGAAACAAAACUCUUAAAUGCACUACGCGUAGUGCGUGUAUUUGCUAGUGCUCGGCAUGAGCUCAUCAUAACAGUGCAUACAAGUACACCCGAUGCAGACGUUUAUCGCGCCGAUUUCUCCCACCUGCUAAUGGUUUGGUCUACCAGUGAUGGCACGAAACCCUUACGCCUGCUCUCCACGUGGAGUGAGGUUUGCCGUGUCGAGAUCUGUCAUGACAGCGCGGACAUUGUAGUGUGUGGUCUGCAUGAUGGCAGCAUAGCCAUGUGGGAUCUACGCGAAACAUACUCGUUUUGUUCGAAACUAGACGGUUAUCUCACGCACUUUGCGGCAACGCAGUCUGUGGUGCCCGUGUGGAGCCCGAGCGCAGACUCGUCGCAGCGUCUCAGUGAUCUCGGCGCUGUUGUGGACGUUAGAAGCUUUCGUACGCCGCAAAAAGUACUAGCGCUGGGCACAUAUCGCUCAAUACAGUUCGCCGCACUCAACGACAGCGGCAUCUUAUCGAGUUGGACAUUGGUGGAGGCGUGUACAAAACAACGUGAAUUCGCAACAACGCUACCGACUGACACCCACCGCACUCGCAAGCGCAACACUGUGACACCGUCUAGCAUACGCUUCGAGUACAGCUCACCUUGGGCGCGUGUCAAAUUAAUUCAAAGUGCCAUUUGCGAUUUACGCGAAUACUUGGAGCGCGGCUUGCGUCGCACACAAACCCAAUUUGAAAUGACAAAGCAACUGUUUCAGAAGGAAAUCUACAGUGAUGAGGUGUUACGCGAGCUUCACGGCACCAAAUCGGCACAGCAACAGCGUCAACAACUGCAGGGUUUACGUUUUACAGGCAUCGAUACGGGUUCCGAGCGCAUCUACGUUUGCACGAACCGUAAUUUUGUGCUGGCAUGCUCGAAGAGUCUGAAAGUCGAACGUUUUCGCAAAAUAAACAUUAACGAGAGCGAACUGCUCUUCGCGACCGCUCUACAGGUACUGACGAAUGAACAUUUUCUCGCUGUUGGUCUAUCAAAUGGUUCCGUGAUGAUUGUCAAUUGCAAUCAACAGAAAGUGACACAACAACAACGUAAUAUCACAGGCGGCGGACGUUUGGAGACGGCGAGUUCUAUGAGCAACAGCACAAUGUCGAAACUAAACACGCCAGCAACGCCUGAUAUCGAUCCCAUUACUGGUAAAUCCUGCGCCAUACAAAAUAUAAUACUAAACGAAAGACGUCAACUGAGCACAGCAGACGACAAUAAUACCUUUCCAUCCGAAUAUGAAAUGCGCCCCUCCACAGCUGCCUGCAUUGCUUUGAUUAACAAUCAAAAGCGUCCCUUUGAAUUACGCAUUUAUGAUCAGCAAAUCAUAUUGAGCGGCUCAGCGCUGCGUAAGGAUUUGGUGCAAUCGCUGGCGCUUUCGAGUGAUGGUUGGCGCCUCUUUGCGCUCGUGAAUGGACGAAUACGAACGUACGACUUUUACUUGGAUCGCGAGAUCGAUGGUCAUUCGGUGGAGGAAAACCCAUAUGAGCAGCGUGUAAUGGAUAUAGCGGUGGCCAAAAGCUCACAAACUGCAAAUCAUCUGAUAGUUUUGGAUGAGGAGAACGACGUAGAAGUGCACUUAUUAAAGCAAUAGGCAAAAGUAGUAAUAAAAUGUGAGAAAUUAAAUGUAGAUUGUGGAAAUACAUAAUGGUUUUAGGUUCAAUGAAUGAGAA